GUCUCUUGCACGCCGGUUAUGCCCUUUCCGAUGCAGACAAGAGGUCGCUUGCCGUUCUGCCGCUGCGUCAAUUCAUGUUGCAGAUAUCUCGACGCUGUCAAGUGAUCUGCGUGCGCGUGCGUUUCGAGAAUCCGAGAGACGAAAUAGUCGUGUUUCGACACAAUCUCAAGCAGGUUGUCGGCAGACUUCGUGCUGAUCGUGCCCGUAUCUUUGUCAUAGUCCAGGACCGUGUCAAUUAGGACGGCUUCCUUCUUGACCGGGUCUGCGACGAUGUACUGCCAAGUAGCAGUAACUGGCUCGAAAAUGGUAUGGACUUUGGGUUCCAUCGCGGAGGGUUGGAAUACACGGCUAACGUAGGAUGUUUGGAAAACAAUGAUGGGAAUGUUCGAAUUUCUGCUUUCGGCGGCGACCCCUUCUUGACUACAUCUUCGAUUAUAUGUGAUCACAACAGGUUUCCAGAGUCCAGACCUGGUAGAAUAGAGCAUUCUAGACGCUAAGAGAUUUAUGGUAAGGAUAUACACAGGGGUCUGCCCCCGAGCCACGCUCUCUCGGGGUCCACUCAGUCAAGUCGCCGAUUAAGUUUGGCCAUUUCUGUAGCUUGUAGUCCCAGGCUCAAGUGGAAAGCAUUGACGUCAAAACCGCGGGCAGAGAGUUGAAAAUCAUUCGAACAGAAAGUUUGCGUCUCAUUAUUUGCUUGUUCUAACAAAAACUCAAGGUUAGGUAUCACCUUGGCCGCUAUAACCACUACAUCCGGACGCGAAAGCACCUCUUUUUCAUAUAACAGCCAACAUGAUCUCGGAGACGAUGUAUACUGUAGGCACGGGUGCCGUAUUUGGGGCGGCACUGACGGCCUCGCGCGUCCAUCUUCCGUCAGUUAUUAUCAACCAGCUUCGACUUACAGAUUUCCACAUGAUGCAUGUUUUCGCGGCCGCACUAGGUUCAAGCGCAGCGGUCAUGUUCGUAUUGGAAAAACUUAAUAUUAUUCGAAGACCCAUUCGUCCAAGCUGCUCGCUGGGUAUCUUUUCGGAAUAUGACGGCAACCUGAUCGGCGGCGCAAUGGUCGGGGUCGGAAUGAGCCUCUCGGGUGCAUGUCCUGGUACUGUGCUUGUGCAGCUCGCCCAAGGUAUUCCAUCUGGGCGAGCAGCAGCGUUGGGAGCUCUACUGGGAGGAGUAGCUUACGUCAAGUGGCGGCAGACGUUGAAGAAAGGUUCCGGAGCAUCCAACGAAAAAGCAAAGGCAUCGAAGCGCACCAUCUCAGAAGUCUCGAAGACUCCCGAAGAGGUUCUAUACACGAUCCUAGGGCUUGGCGUUGUUGGUCUUAUCGCAUUGACGCGUCCUGAAGGAAAUGUGCCUCCUAACUUACCAGUACUUGGUGGCCUCUCCAUUGGUCUGGCCCAGGCUGCAUCUCUUCUACUUACAACUUUCCCACUCGGCGUAUCCACUGCGUACGAGGAGCUGGGACAGUACAUAGUGCGUGCUCUGGGCGACAAGGAUGUUGCACUACCAUCAUGGCCACCGAGGUCCACGAUCUUUGCGUUGGGUCUGAUAGGGGGAAGCAUGGCAUUUUCCACUCAAGUAGCGUCCAGCAGCUUAGUCGGGCCAGACUUGCAGAUACCAUCUUGGCAGGCCCUUGCUGGAGGGUUCAUCAUGUCAUUCGGUGCGAGGAUAGCGGGCGGCUGCACUUCCGGCCACGGCCUGUCUGGACUUGGUGCUCUAUCAUUCUCCAGUUUGAUUGCAGUGGCAGGGAUGUUCUCCGCUGGAAUACUGGUUCGGCAAGUGAUGUAGACAUGGAGACGAACAAUCUUUUUGGGCAAGAUGUUCAUGAAAAUUGGAAGUUGGAUUGUAUCAACAUGACCUAGUUUUACGACUUCUGACUUGUUAGAAAAU
Molecule: messenger RNA, 1887 nt
Organism: Verruconis gallopava
Lineage: Eukaryota; Fungi; Ascomycota; Dothideomycetes; Venturiales; Sympoventuriaceae
Exons: 2
Coding region: 790-1785 (331 amino acids)
Cellular component (GO): plasma membrane
Source: RefSeq, a predicted model, not a curated record